Melospiza georgiana is the source of this 1254-nucleotide messenger RNA. It is a transcript of the gene E2F1, whose product is annotated as E2F transcription factor 1. The record is from RefSeq and is a predicted model, not a curated record. The transcript has 7 exons. Gene Ontology annotation, molecular function: RNA polymerase II cis-regulatory region sequence-specific DNA binding; protein dimerization activity; DNA-binding transcription factor activity, RNA polymerase II-specific. Gene Ontology annotation, biological process: G1/S transition of mitotic cell cycle; regulation of transcription by RNA polymerase II. Gene Ontology annotation, cellular component: Rb-E2F complex. The coding region runs from base 1 to 1254 and encodes 417 amino acids. Lineage: Eukaryota; Metazoa; Chordata; Aves; Passeriformes; Passerellidae.
AUGGCGGCGGCGGGCGGCGCGGCGGGGCUGGCGGCGCUGCUGGGCAGCGCCUCCCCGCACCUCCUGAUCGUCUCCGCCGCCGCCGAGGAGCCCGCGGGCGGCGGCCACCCCGAUACCGACCUCCUGCUCUUCGCCACGCCGCAGCCCGCCCGCCCCGGCGCCGCGCCCAGACGGCCCGCGCUGGGCCGCCCGCCGGUGAAGAGGAAGCUGAACUUGGAGACGGAUCACCAGUACAUAGCGGAGAGUUUGCCAGUGAGCCGGGGCAAGGCCAGGAACCCUGCCAAAGGGGCAAAGUCUCCUGGAGAGAAGUCCCGGUAUGAAACCUCCCUGAACCUCACCACCAAGCGCUUCCUGGAGCUGCUGAGCCAGUCCCCAGAUGGUGUGGUGGACCUCAACUGGGCAGCCGAGGUGCUGAAGGUGCAGAAGAGGCGCAUCUACGACAUCACCAACGUCCUGGAGGGCAUACAGCUCAUCACCAAGAAAUCCAAGAACCACAUCCAGUGGCUGGGCAGCCAGGCCACCGUGGGAGCGCCAGGCCGGCACCGGCUGCUGGAGAAGGAGCUGCGGGAGCUGCAGGCGGCCGAGCGGCAGCUGGAUGACCUCAUCCAGAUGUGCACGGUGCAGCUGCGCCUGCUCACCGAGGACCCCGCCAACCAGCACGCAGCCUACGUGACCUGCCAGGACCUCCGCAGCAUCGUGGACCCCGCGGAGCAAAUGGUGAUGGUGAUCAAAGCCCCCCCAGAGACCCAGCUGCAGGUGUCAGACCCUGCAGAGGCGUUCCAGGUCUCGGUGAGAAGCACUCAGGGCCCCAUCGAUGUGUUCCUGUGCCCCGAGGACAGCUCGGGGGUCUGCAGCCCUGUCAAGAGCCCCUUCAAAGCCCCUCCUGAGGACUCUCCUCCCAGCCACUCACAGCCCAGAGGCCCCCUGCUCCUGCAUCCUGCCCAGGAUGUGAACAUGCCUCUGCUGCCUGGAGAGCAAGAAGCGCUGCUGCCAGGGCCGAGCGCGCUGCCCAGCAAGGGCCCCAAGGAGGAGGAGGAGGAGGAAGAGGAGGAGGAGGUGAGCCUGUCUCCCCUGGCCUCCAUGGACAUGCUGCUGGAGCAGAGCAGGGAGGAGCUGGCGGCUUUCCUGCCCGAUGAGUUCAUCAACCUGUCGCCGCCGCAGGCACAGGACUAUCACUUCGGGCUGGAGGAGGGCGAGGGCAUCAGCGAGCUCUUCGACUGCAACUUCGGGGACUUCACCCCCUUGGACUUCUGA